Molecule: messenger RNA, 3577 nt
Organism: Pieris rapae (cabbage white)
Lineage: Eukaryota; Metazoa; Arthropoda; Insecta; Lepidoptera; Pieridae
Gene: NTPase
Product: ectonucleoside triphosphate diphosphohydrolase 5
Exons: 11
Coding region: 186-1556 (456 amino acids)
Biological process (GO): nucleoside diphosphate catabolic process
Cellular component (GO): membrane
Molecular function (GO): GDP phosphatase activity; UDP phosphatase activity
Source: RefSeq, a predicted model, not a curated record
UCGACGAGUCGUGGUGCCGGUGUCUCAAAACGCGCGCGGCCUUGCACCUAACGAUACCUAUUCGUUAUUAGAAAUAUUACGCAAUACCAAGUGACAAAGAUAUAUAUAUCUUAAGUUGAUUUUACUGAAUUUUUGUUUCAAUAAGAGUAAAAUUUACUCCUAUUAAGGACAGUGUAAUUUUUAUAAUGAGUGAGAUACGACAAAGAAAGUUAAAAGAUGAUACCUCAAACUCACAUAUCAAUGUAAGAAGAAGCCUGAAGCAGCCUCGGAGAUUCAAAAAGGUCUUCAUUUUUUUGAUAGCUUUAGGACUAUGCGGCACAUAUUUAUUGGGUCUUUUCGCGGGCCAGACACAGUGGUUCGAUGGCAUCGCGAAGAGUCUCGGUUACGAGAGCAUUACCCAUCACGCUGUCAUCAUUGACGCUGGAUCCUCAGGGUCCAGGGUCCUAGCUUAUAAGUUCAGGGUGCCAUUCACAGUAUUCGGUCAAACCAGCCUAGAUCUAGUAGAUGAAUAUUUCGAAGAAAGCAAGCCGGGACUUUCUUCUUAUGUCGAUGACCCUAAAAAGGGUGCCGAUACAAUAGUCCAAUUAAUAAAAAAGGCGGAAUUUCUCACCCCGGUGGAGAAACGUCGCUUUACGCCCGUUAUCGUUCGGGCUACGGCCGGGUUGAGGCUCCUACCCGCUGAUAAAGCCAAGCAGCUUGUACAAGAAGUCGCUGAUGCAAUAGCCAAACUUGGCUACGAUGUGGGACCGAACAGUGUUGAAAUUAUGGACGGAUCUGAUGAAGGAAUCUUCAUUUGGUACACCGUUAACUUAUUGCACAAUCUGAUAGGAGGAGAAACAAUGGCUGCUUUGGACCUCGGUGGAGGUUCGACUCAGAUAACCUUCCAACUGAGCGAUGAAGAUACAAAAAUGUAUCCAACUGCUGAUCAGUUUGUGGUACCUGCUGGUGAUAACAUCACUUUGUAUACUCACAGUUACUUGAACUUGGGUCUUCUAGCGGCUAGACACGGGGUAUUUAAACAGGAGGUAGGCGAUAAUGACACGAAUGAGUUUGUCUCAGUGUGCGUUGACCCUAUCGUCCAAAAGGAGAAAUGGACGUACGCUAACAAACAGUAUAUUAUUAGUGGCGCCCCCCGGCCCGAAGGCAUGAAGCGUGAAGCCGUGUACAAGCGAUGUCACGCGGCUGUCACGCGAUACGUGGAGCGGACACUGGAUUGGGUCCCGCGUCGUGCUCCAAGUGGAAGCGUUGCAGCCAUGAGCUAUUUCUAUGAUGUGGCCGCUGAUGCUGGACUCAUAGACGUUAUGACGGGCGGGCAAGUGUCAGUGAGUGCGUACCGUUCGGCGGCGGGAAGGGCGUGUUCCGCGUCCAACGUGGAACAGCCAUGGGCCUGUAUCGAUCUGGUGUAUAUGGUCGCCUUAUUGCACGAUGCCUAUAAGAUACGCGAUGAAGAACCCAUUUCGCUGUUUAAGAAAGUGAAUGGUCACGAAGUUUCGUGGGCAUUGGGGCUCGCGUACACGACGGUUAUGAACAAAAUAACAACGGCCCCGGCCGCUUAGUAAAUACUUAAUUUAUAUUAAAUGUACCAAGUUUUAACUUGACAAAAUAAUUAUUUGACAAAAUAAUUAUUAAUAUGACUUGACCAUAGUACGAUGUCUUGCUCCAAAAAUUAGUCUAAAAAUCUUAAGGCUUAACAGUCAUCAUAAACUAUAGAAUAACAGACUACACUUUAAUAUGACAAUUCUGACACUGAUCUGUCACUGUCAUAAUUGUCAUAUUACUUGACAGAUUUAGACAAGGGUGCUGAAUCGCCUUAAUUGAUUAUGAUUAUUAUUUGAAUGCAUAAAUGUAAAUACUUUUGUUUUAUUGGGUUAUGAAAAUUUUCUUAUGUCAAAUGGUUACCAUGGCAACCAGUUUACGUUUUAAACGUAUUUUUGUGAACUUGGUACAUUUAGGUAAGAUUUCCACAAUUUUGUAUAAUAUUUUGCACCCUACUUUAAGUAAUGCAAGCGGCCUUUUGGUUUUAAUACAUGAAUUUUUAUAUGCAAUAUACAAUUUUUUUUGAAAUGGUUGUGUGAAUUUUUGACAAUUAUACACCCGCAAUAGAUUAUUGAACGUUUUGAGUUGAGUUCAAAGGGGCGUAUAAUGUUAUAUGCUUCGAGACAGCGCUAAGUUCGACUCCCAUAUGUCAAAAACGAUAUUAUGGGAGUCGUACCUAGCUUUGUUUGAAUUUUACCUUUCCUAGUAUUUGAAUUCGAAUUUUAAGCUUUGACUUCAAGGAAAAAUAUAUACAGUAUUUUACGUUUACACCGAAUAUUGUUUUUAAUAAUAUAAUAUUCGUAUCAAUGACGAAUUGAAUUAAGAUAAAUUUUAUGGAAUGCUUUCAGAGACUCUGGUAAGACAAAUCCCGGUUUCAUCAAAAUAAUAAAAUUGUUAGGGGUGCGUUUCCUAGAAUUUUGACGGCUAAACAGCGUAAAGUAAUAAAUUGUAGCUAUUACGACACGUAUUUGUUAGAGUCCAGUGCUUGAUGAGUCUUGCAGGGCAGAAGUAAAAUUUGUUUUAUGAUAAAUAAAAUAAAUAUUUAGCAAUUAAUUUUACAGAAUAAAAGACAUUUUUACUCAGUUAUUAUAUUGACAUUUAUAACAAGCAACAAUGGUUUGUGAAUUUUUCGUUUGAUGUACCUACCUAUAUUGAAAAAUAAUAAAAUAACGUUAAAUGUAUCACUGAUACUGCGAUCUGGAAUGAUUAUUAAAUAGUCGCUGUUAACUACGAGUUGUCAACACUAGCUCUGCUCUUGCAGUAUACUCAGAUUUUUUAUUUCGUAGAAUUCUAACAUUUCAUAAGUGUUGCUACUAAAGUUCUCCACCUAAAAAGGGGCAAAUUUGACGCAAUAAAAUAAAAUGCUUCGUAUUUUUAUGUUUUACCUACAAAAAGGUAAAUCUUAAUAUUUAAUUACUCAAGUGACCUAAUACAAUAAUAACAAAUAAUUAAAAAAAUAAAAUGUUAUCUUUACUUGUUCGUUUUAUACUGUUUGUGAUGAAUAGGGACUUAAUUAUGACUCGCCGUUAAACCAUUUUUAAUGUAGCACCUCACUUAAUAAAAUGGAUACAUUAACUAACAAAGAAAAUUUAUGUAUAGACUCAGAUAUUCAGACUCUUAUUGACAUAGAAAAAAUGUGCCCGGCGCAAAAGGUUACCUUCUCUGAAAUGUCAAUAUAUGAUAGCUGUCAGAAUUCUACAGAAUCAAAAAUUAGAGUAUAGCAGCUGCAAAGUACUAGGUGUUAGAACGCAAUAAACAAUCAUUUAAUUUCUUUCAUUUGUGUAAUCAGAGAGUACUUGCCAAUGGAUAGGGAGGUUUGAACAUAAAUGAAUAUAGUUUUAAAUUGAAAAGUUUUUGCUGAACCGUUUUGAUAUGCCCUUUAACAUAUAUGAAUUGGAAUAAUUAUAUUUGUAAAAUAAUUUUUAUGUGAUUUUAAAUUUUUUGACACAUUGUCAAGCUUUGUGCACUUCGCGAUUUUGUAACGGGUAUGUUAAAUACAAAAUGUACAAAAAUUUAAUAAAUGUUGGAUUUUAAAUAUUAA